AUGUGGCUCGAUCGACUGGCUGGCUUUCCGUCGAGUGCCUCUGCCUCUGGUCAAUCGACUCCACAACUUGGGAGUCGAUCGUAUUCUCCUCUUCCGCGCCGGACGUCAAACUCCCUGAGUCCUUACGUCACCUCCCAAAGAACUGGGCAUUCUCCUCGGAAUUCUUCCCUGUCCCUCGUGACCAGCGACUCGUCUUCAUCGCUGCUUACCUGUUCUCGUCGCGUAAACGGAUCCUCGUUGCGGCAAACAGCAACUACCGCCAACCAUUCCGAUUCGCUCGAUGCUCUGGAGAAGCUGCUCAAGGUCCUCAAAGAAGCUUCUCAAGACUCCGACGGGAAAGAGGAAGCUCAAGCAGGCUCCAUUGUUGAAGCAGAUCUUGAGCUGGACGUCGAUUUUGGGGGUCUAUCAUUGAAAGAACUGGUCGCCGUUGAAGGCCCUGAUGAUGGCGCUGCCGUCAUACGACAAGCACAAGCCGGAGAAGAAUAUGAAGACGAGCGAACCACGUUUGAAGGUCUUCAUCGAUCAAUUACGGCGUGCGACGAUGUCCUCAACUCUGUUCAAGUCAACUUGGCCAACUUUCGAAAUGAUCUCGCUGCCGUGUCAGCUGAUAUCGAGUCGUUACAAGAACGCUCUACGGUAUUGAACCGCCGUCUUCAGAAUCGCAGAGAGGUAGAAAAGGCACUCGGCCCUCUUGUAGAAGACAUCAGCCUGUCUCCCGACGUCAUUUCCAAAAUCUCUACAGGACACAUCGAUGAGUCGUGGGUCAAGGUAUUGUCUGAGCUGGAUAAGAGGCUAGUAGCGUACAAGAAGAAGUCGUCGUCGGGAUCGCAACGUAACAAGGCUUCUGAAGAGUUGGGCCCAUUGUUGGAAAAACUCACAUUGAAAGCGAUUGAACGUAUCCGCGAUUUUCUGGUGGCUCAGAUCAAGGCCUUACGAUCUCCUCAUAUCAAUGCCCAGAUCAUUCAGCAGCAGAACUUUCUCCGUUUCAAAGACCUGUACACUUUUCUUCACCAGCAUCAUGCAACGCUUGCCGAAGAGAUAUCGCAAGCGUACAUGAACACGAUGCGAUGGUACUAUCACAACCACUUCAGCAGAUACCAGCAGGCUUUGGCCAGAAUAAAGACUCACGCCAUCAUCGAAAGAACGGACACCCUGGGCCAAGAGGAUAUCACAAGGGUAGCUGCGGUUCUUUCAAGCGCGCGAGCUUCAGGGCCGCCGCACGAUGCAUUCAACAUCGGCAGACGGUUGGACGUCCUCAAGACAAAAAACCAGGCGGCUCUGCCUUCUCACCUCGCUGAGGAGGACCAGGCCACGCACUAUCUCGAGGUCCAAUUCCGAAACUUUAACCUGGCCUUGGUGGACAACGCAACCGCAGAGUACACAUUCUUGGCGACUUUUUUCUCGCCAGCCUUGUCCUAUUCGCGAAUCUCGACCAACUUCAACUACAUAUUCGAACCGACAUUUGAGCUCGGCCAGGCGCUUUCCAGGACCCUCGUGGCGGAUACCGUUGAUGCCUUGGGCAUCCUGAUGUGCAUCCGCCUCAACCAGCGCUUCGCUUUCGAGCUUCAGCGGCAAAAGGUACCCGCCGUGGAUGGGUACGUCAACGCGACAAACAUGUUGCUCUGGCCACGGCUGCAGGUCGUCAUGGACCGACACAGCGAAUCCGUCCGCCAGCUGGCGAACAAGUUGCCGAGCAAGCCGAAUCGCUCGACAGGUGAUGCCUCGAGGAUGACGCCGGCUCCUCACGUCGUCACACAACGCUUUGGGCAGCUCCUCCAUGGGUUCCUGGCUCUCAGCACAGAGGCCGGGGAUGACGAGCCCGUCGUAGCCAGCUUACAGCGGCUUCGCUCAGAGGUCGAGGCCUUCUUGACCAAGCAGAGCUUGGCCUAUGGCGGCGACAAGCGCAAGAGCGAGCGGUUUCUCUACAACAACUACUCUUUAAUCUCGACGAUUAUUGGUGAUGCAAUCGGCAAGCUGGCUGCGCAACAACAAGAGCAUUUCGAAAAGCUCAAAGCGACCCACAGGGGAGAUGUGUGA
Messenger RNA from Ustilaginoidea virens, 2037 nucleotides. RefSeq lists its product as uncharacterized. The transcript is spliced from 3 exons. Gene Ontology annotation, molecular function: syntaxin binding. Bases 1 to 2037 code for a protein of 678 amino acids. Gene Ontology annotation, cellular component: GARP complex. NCBI's taxonomy places the organism in Eukaryota, Fungi, Ascomycota, Sordariomycetes, Hypocreales, Clavicipitaceae. The record is from RefSeq and is a predicted model, not a curated record. Gene Ontology annotation, biological process: retrograde transport, endosome to Golgi; endocytic recycling; Golgi to vacuole transport.